Molecule: messenger RNA, 4544 nt
Organism: Trichechus manatus latirostris (Florida manatee)
Lineage: Eukaryota; Metazoa; Chordata; Mammalia; Sirenia; Trichechidae
Gene: RASA1
Product: RAS p21 protein activator 1
Exons: 25
Coding region: 463-3513 (1016 amino acids)
Biological process (GO): regulation of GTPase activity
Molecular function (GO): protein binding
Source: RefSeq, a predicted model, not a curated record
CGGUGGAGGAUGAAGCGACUACAGUGGCCCCAGCCCCAGCCGCAGCACCGGCGGUGGCUGUGGUGGGGGUGGCGAGAACUCGGGCGGUGAAGAGGCAGUGGCUGAAGGAGUGGCAGCCGCCCCAGCCGCUUCCCCCGUGCUUCCCUUCCUCUUUAGUGCAGCCAGGAAGUUUUUCGCUUCUGUGCAUGUGUGUGUGCGUGUAAAGUGAAGGUUUGGGCAGCGUUUGUGCAGGCGUAGGAUUUUUGCCCACUUCGCUUCCCGUAAUCCGGGCAGCUCCAGAGCCUGGGCUGUGGCCCGAAGAGGGGGCGCGGCGGCGGGCUCUCCCCUUUUGUUUUUGUUUCCUCCGCCUGGGGAACUGAAGGGGGAACGCGCCUGGGUGGGGCGACUUGGAGCCCGGGCCUAGUGGCCCCCGGGGCUCCCGGACGGGCGGGCAGGGCAGUGCGGAGUAGAGCGGGCUUCAACAUGAUGGCGGCCGAGGCCGGCAGUGAGGAGGGCGGCCCGGUGACCGCCGGGGCAGGAGGAGGCGGCGCGGCGGCGGGCUCGAGUGCUUAUCCGGCUGUGUGUCGAAUGAAGAUACCUGCGGCCCUGCCUGUGGCAGCCGCCCCCUAUCCUGGGCUGACCGAGGCUGGAGUGGUCGGGACUCUGAGUGGCGGAGCUUCAUACGCGCCAGGGCUCCUAGGAGCCGGGUCUGUGGUGGGGGGACUGGGGGGAGCCGGACUGACAGGGGGAGGUGCUACUGCUGGUGUGGCUGGUGCUGCUGCCCCCGGCCCUGGUGGGGACAUGGCUCUCACCAAGGGGACCACUUCGUUGCCUGCUGAGACCCUAGGGCCAGGCGGCGGAUUUCCCCCUCUGCCGCCCCCUCCUCAGCUGCCUACUUUCGGCGCGGGCCUGGGGACAGUGGAUGAAGGUGAUUCUCUGGAUGGACCAGAAUAUGAGGAAGAAGAGGUGGCCAUCCCGCUGACCGCUCCUCCAACUAACCAGUGGUAUCAUGGAAAGCUUGAUAGAACUAUAGCAGAAGAACGCCUCAGGCAGGCAGGGAAGCCUGGCAGUUACCUAAUAAGAGAGAGUGAUCGGAGGCCAGGGUCCUUUGUACUUUCAUUUCUUAGCCAGACAAAUGUUGUCAACCAUUUUAGGAUUAUUGCUAUGUGUGGAGAUUACUACAUUGGUGGAAGACGCUUUUCUUCACUGUCAGACCUAAUAGGUUAUUAUAGUCAUGUUUCUUGUUUACUUAAAGGAGAAAAAUUACUUUAUCCAGUUGCACCGCCAGAGCCAGUAGAAGACAGAAGGCGUGUGCGAGCCAUUCUACCUUACACAAAAGUACCAGACACUGAUGAAAUAAGUUUCUUAAAAGGUGAUAUGUUUAUUGUGCAUAAUGAAUUAGAAGAUGGAUGGAUGUGGGUUACUAAUCUAAGAACAGAUGAACAAGGCCUUAUUGUUGAAGACCUAGUAGAAGAAGUGGGCCGGGAAGAAGAUCCACAUGAAGGCAAAAUAUGGUUCCAUGGGAAGAUUUCUAAACAAGAAGCUUAUAAUUUACUAAUGACAGUUGGCCAGGUCUGCAGUUUUCUUGUGAGGCCUUCAGAUAAUACUCCUGGUGACUAUUCACUUUAUUUUCGGACCAAUGAAAAUAUUCAGCGAUUUAAAAUAUGUCCAACACCAAACAAUCAGUUUAUGAUGGGAGGCCGAUAUUAUAACAGCAUUGGGGACAUCAUAGAUCACUAUCGAAAAGAACAGAUUGUUGAAGGAUAUUAUCUUAAGGAGCCUGUGCCAAUGCAGGAUCAAGAACAAGUACUCAAUGAUGCAGUGGAUGGCAAGGAAAUCUAUAAUACAAUUCGUCGUAAAACAAAGGAUGCCUUUUAUAAAAAUAUCGUUAAAAAAGGUUAUCUUCUAAAAAAGGGCAAAGGAAAACGGUGGAAAAAUUUAUAUUUUAUCUUAGAAGGCAGUGAUGCCCAACUUAUUUAUUUUGAAAGUGAAAAACGAGCUACAAAACCAAAAGGAUUAAUAGAUCUCAGUGUAUGUUCUGUCUAUGUUGUUCAUGAUAGUCUUUUUGGAAGAUUUAUUGAAGAAUGGGACUGGAUGAAAGGUCUGCAGGCAUUUUGUAAUUUACGGAAAAGUAGUCCUGGGACAUCUAAUAAACGCCUGCGUCAGGUCAGCAGUCUUGUUUUACACAUUGAAGAAGCACAUAAACUCCCAGUAAAACAUUUUACUAAUCCAUAUUGUAAUAUCUACCUGAAUAGUGUCCAGGUAGCAAAAACUCACGCAAGAGAAGGGCAAAACCCUGUUUGGUCAGAAGAGUUUGUCUUUGAUGAUCUUCCUCCUGACAUCAACAGAUUUGAAAUAACUCUUAGUAAUAAAACAAAGAAAAGCAAAGAUCCUGAUAUCUUAUUUAUGCGCUGCCAGUUGAGUCGAUUACAGAAAGGACAUGCCACAGAUGAAUGGUUUCUGCUCAGCUCCCACAUACCGUUAAAAGGUAUUGAACCAGGAUCCUUGCGUGUCCGAGCACGAUAUUCUAUGGAAAAAAUCAUGCCAGAAGAAGAGUACAGUGAAUUUAAAGAGCUUAUACUGCAAAAGGAACUUCAUGUAGUCUAUGCUUUAUCACAUGUAUGUGGACAAGACCGAACACUACUGGCUAGCAUCCUACUGAGGAUUUUUCUUCAUGAAAAGCUUGAAUCAUUGUUGCUGUGUACACUAAAUGACAGAGAAAUAAACAUGGAAGAUGAAGCCACUACCCUAUUUCGAGCUACAACACUUGCAAGCACCUUGAUGGAGCAGUAUAUGAAAGCCACAGCUACACAGUUUGUUCAUCAUGCUUUGAAAGACUCUAUUUUAAAGAUAAUGGAAAGCAAGCAGUCUUGUGAGUUAAGUCCAUCAAAGUUAGAAAAAAAUGAAGAUGUGAACACUAAUUUAGCACACCUAUUGAACAUACUUUCAGAGCUUGUGGAGAAAAUAUUCAUGGCUUCAGAAAUACUUCCACCGACACUGAGAUAUAUUUAUGGGUGUUUACAAAAAUCUGUUCAGCACAAGUGGCCUACAAAUACCACCAUGAGAACCAGAGUUGUUAGUGGUUUUGUUUUUCUUCGACUUAUCUGUCCUGCUAUCCUGAAUCCACGGAUGUUUAAUAUCAUCUCAGAUUCCCCAUCACCUAUUGCUGCAAGAACACUGAUAUUAGUGGCUAAGUCUGUGCAGAAUUUAGCAAAUCUUGUGGAGUUUGGAGCUAAGGAACCCUAUAUGGAAGGAGUAAAUCCAUUCAUCAAAAGUAACAAACAUCGUAUGAUCAUGUUUUUGGAUGAACUUGGGAAUGUACCUGAACUUCCGGAGACUACAGAUCAUUCUAGAACUGACCUGUCCCGUGAUUUAGCUGCCUUGCAUGAGAUUUGUGUGGCCCAUUCAGAUGAACUGCGAACGCUCAGUAAUGAGCGUGGUGCACAGCAGCAUGUACUGAAAAAGCUUCUGGCCAUAACAGAACUGCUUCAACAAAAACAAAAUCAGUAUACAAAAACGAAUGAUGUCAGGUAGCAGCCUUCACCUUAGUGUUCUGCAUGGAUUCAGUACGCCCAACAUGGUAAUUCACAUCAGUAUGUCUCCUUUGCUCUUGCCAAAAAACAGCACACCUUUCCACAUUCCCAGUGAUGUGUGAACUAUGCAAGCAAAACCCCAAGAUUCUGCUGGUGAAUAACCGUGCCAGCAGCUUUGUAAGCUAUCUGUGCAGGAUAUUUGCACUUUUUCCACAUGGAAUCAAUCUUUACCAACCUCUGAGCCUUGGUGUACAGAUCACCUUUCACAACACAAAAUGAUAUGACUGUAUCUUGAACUUUGAAAAUAUAUUUUCAGUAUAUCCAAUUGCCAAAGUUUUGCUGUCUCUUGGAAAAAGAACUAUGAAAUCAACUGACAAGAAAAAGCAUUCUCUAUUGACAAUUGACUGUAACUGGAUUAUAGACUGUUCUUACUAGGAAUAUGACCGUUCGACUGUUCAAUGACUUUAUUUGUAUUUACAGUUUCCAGAGUUUGCCAUAAUAAUAGAAACAAUCUUUGCUGUAUACUUUUUUAAAAUACUGUGCGAUUUCGCUUGCUGGAACUGUUGAAAGAAAAUAUAUAAAAUGGAUCUAUUGCUUUAUUUUUUAAACAUACCACUUAUUUUGUUGGAAUUGUCAAAGACUAUCUAGAUCUCAUAAUGCUUUUGUUAAAUGUUUACAACAGUAAAUAAUUUCAAUUCAGUAAAUAUUGUUGAUCAUUGUACUGAUCAAUGCAUGUACCCAUUCAGCCAUUUUAUAGGUUACCAAUUUCUUUCUAUGUAAAACAAACAUACAAAAAACUAGAAUGCUUUUGUUGAAAGUAUUCGUUCAUUAAUUCCAAGUUGGUUUUUGUGUACCCCUUUGAUUAUGUAAACAACCUCACCAGCCACUUACAGCUUCCCCAUCUUUAAACUUCUGACUACUUGUUGUAGCUGCUGGAUAUUUAGUUUGUAUAGUUUUAUUUGCUUCUGUAUGUGUAUUUUUGUGUAAUAUUCACAAGGGUUAAGUUAAAAUAAAACCAAGGGAUAUCUUGCA